AUGCUUCAACUUCCCACAAUUUUCCUUGCUAUCCUUGGUUUAACUCGAGCUGUUGUCCUCCCUCGGGAUCUCGCUACUGGCGCACACGGAAGGGAUUGGCAGUCAGCGGUCCAGAACAUAAACGGCAUGAAUUCGAUCCUUACACUUCUCCCCGUCUUGACGGGUAAGGUGCAGAAUGUCAAACUCAUCGCCAGUCGCUCCCUUCCUGCAUCGUUUGUGGUGGCUGGAAUUGGCGCCGGGCGCGUGUUGUCUAAGUUGCAGCUGGGCAUCCUCCUGUGGAGUUUCGAGCUCUACCGCAACACCGUGGCCGAGUUGUCCUACGCCCACGACGAGUACGUGAACCGAUUCAUGCCAAAGCUGCGGCAUAUCCCUUCGGGGACAGCUGAACGUCACACGACAAGCCUCAUCAUCAACCACAAUCCCGCCGAAGCCUACAUGGUCGAGGCGUGGUUCAAAGCACGAGGGCGCGCGUCCACUGUUCAACUGAGGCAGAACAACUACGUGAGGUUGUUAGUGGGAUCCGUCAUCUAUCUGGCCCUGUACAGUGGGGAAACCUUUCUGGCCGUUCAGAACGGGGCGGAGGGCACUGGCCGGCUGUUGACCGUCGUGCAAACCGUCUGUGUCUGCCUGUGGCUGGGUGCUGUAGUCAUGACCCAAGUUGCCCGCGGCCAGGGCAAAUCUGAAGUUCAGCUCAAUCGGUUGGGGUCUCCUGAGUACCGUUGUCUUCAGAUACCUACAGCUGGGGAGCACGUCACUUGCGCAAUCCUCAGUUUCCACCUCAACAACCUCAGCGGAUUCCAAGUGUAUCGUGCGAAUUACGAGCAGCCAAUCUUGAGGGUUGCCGGUGGCCUGAUCCUCAUCAGCGGUGUUCUUGACUUGGUUUCGACCGUCUUAAUAGUCGGCCUCACGGCGUGGGCAUACCCAUGGAUCGGGCUGGAGGUCGCCAUCAUCCUCGCCAAGGUCGUCUUCUGCCUCGAACCGACCCGCGAAAUAGAGAUUGCCAGUGUUGACGCCGGUGGCAGCGCGCCAGUUCAAGGUGGCCCCGAUCCUCUACCUCUCCAGAUCCAGCUCGCGGAUCACUUUGUCUGCCAAAGGGUCACGACCGACCACAACGUCAUCCGCGACACGAACACUGACCUGGACUGGCAGUCAAACUCGGCUGGGUUGUGGAUAGGGCAGGCGUACAUCGCGUCAGAUGGCGCCGGCGGUAUUUCCACGAGGCACCUGUCUUUGAAUGGGCAGAAGAAACUUGCCUUGGUCGCCGAUGAGCCAGAGAAGCAGGACAACCAGGCAUUGCAGCGCGAGUUUCUAGCGGCUUUGGCAAGCGUGGUUGAGGCCAAUGUCGUGCCCAGUGAGAAGUUCAUUGCGGCCGUUGAGCAGACUUUGGACAACAUCAAGCGCACAAUGGCGGUCAACUGGUUUGCAUUUGGGUCGAAGGACGUGAUGGACAAGGUCAACCGGGCUCGACGCAAUCGGAGAUGGAGGCGGUUUCUGUAA
Cladophialophora immunda is the source of this 1497-nucleotide messenger RNA. RefSeq lists its product as uncharacterized. Bases 1 to 1497 code for a protein of 498 amino acids. The record is from RefSeq and is a predicted model, not a curated record. NCBI's taxonomy places the organism in Eukaryota, Fungi, Ascomycota, Eurotiomycetes, Chaetothyriales, Herpotrichiellaceae. The transcript has a single exon.